UCAGUUUUUCUUCCCCAGAUCGUCGGAUGUGUGCUGAUAUUGGUGGCAGUGAUGGCCACUGUUGCUUCAGUCAAGAUGUCGAUAUUCAGCAUCCCGGGCGUGAGCUGGAUCUGGGUCAUCACCCUCGGCGUCUUCUGGGUCAUCACCCUCGCCGUCUUUGGCAUCUCCGCUCUGGGAAUCUUCGCCGCCUGCUCAGAGAACAAGCUUUUCCUCAAAAUAUUUGCAGGUUUCAUUGGGAUUGGGAUGAUCAUCAUGCUAAUCUUUGGGACGGUCAUGGCUGUUUGGAGAAACUCGCUGAAACAAAACUUUGACAGUAAAUCCAAAGAAUUUGUUGAGCCUCUCAUAAAAGAUGAAAAGUGGCGGAAAGUCAUCGAAUCCUUCCAGAUGACUUUCAAGUGCUGCGGCGUGGUUAGUGCUGAGGCCUGGGGAACGGAAAUCCCAGCCUCCUGUGAAUGCACCGACACCAGCGGACCGUUUAGGACCGCAACCUGCAAACCCAAACCUGCG
Molecule: messenger RNA, 507 nt
Organism: Poecilia reticulata (guppy)
Lineage: Eukaryota; Metazoa; Chordata; Actinopteri; Cyprinodontiformes; Poeciliidae
Source: RefSeq, a predicted model, not a curated record